AUGGUGUCUUUUGCAGAACGACCAAAGCAAGACAAACCCGUCAGACAUCUCAACGGCCUGAACGACAUCCGCUUCACCACUCCCGCUCACCCACCUACCUUCGCACCCCCAACCGCAGUACGCACACAUGGCCAAUCAAUCCCGCCUCCCGGCAUCACAGACUACACAUUUGAGCAAUACAAAGCAGCCAACCUCGACACCGACGAUCAGCACGCCUUAAUCGGGUACUUACGAUUCGAACUGCCCGCCACCGACCGCGACGAAGUGGAUAAUGCCUUGCUACGCUCGCUAGCACAGCAACUGCAGCUUGCUACAUAUCUUUCCUCGGCAGUGAAGAGAAUGCUUGACGGAGAACUUCAAAGGGCGUAUGGCGUACAUAUGGAGGAAGAUGUGCUAGAAAGGAAGAACUGCGUUGGUGACGCUGGCACACAGGUUGAGACGAAUGAGUUGUGUGGUAAAGAAGAGCGCCCUUUGGAAGAAGGAAACAAGCCCCCUGUUUUCUCACCUGCAGUACAGACAGCUGUCGCGCAGCCUCGUAUCACACCCACAGCGCCAGGUCAGCAUGCGCAUCUGCCAGUACAGCGGAAGCUAACGCAGCUUACAUCGGACGUCGAUCCAGAGUCCACGCGACCCGUGCAGUCGGAGCUGCCAAGUGCUGAAGCGGUAUGCAUGGCGCAAGAUGACUGUGAUGCAGAGCCGCCUAGAAAGAAGAUUAAGAGGGCGGCGCUGUUGAGCAAGGUGCAAAGGGAUGUUAAGGCGUAUAUUGCAAAGAGGAAGAGGGCGAAACGAGGGGUUAGGAUUGUUACGAUUAGGUCGGAUAGUGCGGCCAGUAAAUGGAAGAUACCUAAUGGAACAUGA
Messenger RNA from Exserohilum turcica Et28A, 858 nucleotides. RefSeq lists its product as uncharacterized. The transcript has 2 exons. The record is from RefSeq and is a predicted model, not a curated record. NCBI's taxonomy places the organism in Eukaryota, Fungi, Ascomycota, Dothideomycetes, Pleosporales, Pleosporaceae. Bases 1 to 858 code for a protein of 285 amino acids.